CAUUAUAUUGUGAGAUAUUGCUAAAUCAAGUGUUUUCAUCUUUGUACAUCUGCGAGUUAUAAGCUUUUCGUUGCGAGUUUGGAACAAGAACGACUUAAAACRAAGAGAUGAAGUUUGUUUUGGGAAUACCUUGCAUUUUGUUGGCUACUCUUCCACAAGUCGUUUCCUUGAAGUGCUUUGUUGGUAUCAAUAGCAAUUACAAAGAGGAAACCUGCCCUUCUGGACUCGACACGUGUUCGCUUCUUGAAAAAAAGCCAUUGACAGCACGUGCCUGUAUGAUGAAAGACACAUGUGACCAGGUUAUCAACCAGUGCAAAGCUACAGGUCUAUGCCAGAUGAAAUGCUGUCAGACGGACCUGUGUAAUAAAAGUUACACAAUCCAUCAACCAUUUUGGCACUUCCUGCUGAAGUAUGGAUACGUGUUACAGAAGAAAUAGACUACGAACUUAAGGGGGGAGGGGAGUUGGAUAACGAUAUGGUCACGUGGCCUAAUGUUACGAAGCAGGAGGACAGAUUCAUCUGAAUAUGUAAACAGCGUAAACGGGCUUAGAUAGCCAAUCCUGUAGAAAGUUUUAUUAUUAGAUCUUUAUGAUUUUUAGCAUACAAGAAAGACGACCUAUUGUUAUA
This is a messenger RNA of Actinia tenebrosa (Australian red waratah sea anemone), 627 nucleotides long. RefSeq lists its product as uncharacterized. The record is from RefSeq and is a predicted model, not a curated record. Lineage: Eukaryota; Metazoa; Cnidaria; Anthozoa; Actiniaria; Actiniidae.